Messenger RNA from Rhinichthys klamathensis goyatoka, 3435 nucleotides. RefSeq names its product RE1-silencing transcription factor (gene rest). The transcript has 4 exons. Gene Ontology annotation, biological process: regulation of gene expression. The record is from RefSeq and is a predicted model, not a curated record. Gene Ontology annotation, cellular component: nucleus. Lineage: Eukaryota; Metazoa; Chordata; Actinopteri; Cypriniformes; Leuciscidae. The coding region runs from base 161 to 3178 and encodes 1005 amino acids.
UCACACAUCCCCAGCUAUUGCUGCGCGAGAGCGAUGUGUUGGAAUGCGUGAGUCUCGCGCACUUCCUCGACCGAUUUGAGAGUUUGGAAAUAACUUCUCCCGAAACUUGUUUCUGGAACAACACCGCCGAACAACGAGUGAACGUCUCCGCUGGUUGAGCAUGGCUGCUCAGAUGGUGUAUUCUGCUACUGCUGGUAUCUUCAUGCCUGGAGGCAUCCCACUACCGGAGGUGGGCCAUGACCUUCCUGAGCUGCCUCGGAAUGAUGUGGCCGCCCCUCAGCUAGUGAUGCUUGCUAACGUAGUGUUAUCAUCAGAGGCGUCUUCCUCAGACUACAAUGCAGAAGAGAAACAAAUGGUUGAACUCAAGACUGUUGGAUGCAACAACUACUCUGACAGUGAGGAAGAGGGUGUUAUCAGAUACAGCCUUGACAAUUCGGAGAUGUCCGAGGACACGUACGCUGAGCAGGCCACUCAGGUUGAGGUAGAUGUUACAGAAAGAGCGCUGGAGCAAGUUGAAAGAGCGCUGGAGCAAGUUGAAAUGGAGCGAGCAGAAGAUCUCUCGAACCCGUGCGAAAAGGCCCCAUCUGAGUCCUCGCAGGCGGAAAAACGUAAGCAUACCCCGGUUGUCAUCUUCGAAUCCAACAAAAAGAAGAAGAAGCCCUUCUUUUGUAAACCUUGCCAGUACCAGGCCGAGAACGAGGAGGACUUUAUUCACCAUAUCCGCAUUCACAGUGCCAAGAAAAUGAAUGUGGUAAAUGGUGCGGCUGACUCUGACGACGAUCCGGCCAGUGAGACAGGACAAUCUCAGACACCGAACCAAGAGAAUAGUGAAAGUUUGAGUAACUCCAAAGGUGUGAUCCGCUGUGAGCGCUGUGGGUACAAUACCAACCGUUAUGACCACUACAUGGCUCACCUUAAACAUCAUACUAAGGAGGGUGAAGAUCAGAGAGUUUUCAAGUGCACCAUUUGUGCUUAUACCACCAUCAGUCAGUACCAUUGGAAGAAACAUCUGAGGAACCACUUUCCCAGCAAGCUUUUCACUUGCAACCAGUGUUCAUAUUUUUCUGACCGCAAAAAUAACUACAUACAGCACAUCCGGACCCACACUGGUGAGCGUCCGUUCCAGUGCAUAUACUGUGAGUACUCCAGUUCCCAAAAAACUCAUCUGACCAGACACAUGAGAACCCAUUCAGGUGAGAGGCCUUUCAAAUGUGACAACUGCAGCUACCUGGCAGCCAACCAGCACGAGGUGACCCGCCAUGCCAGACAGGUCCACAAUGGACCCAAGCCCCUAAGCUGCCCUUACUGCCAAUACAAGACAGCCGACCGCAGCAACUUUAAAAAGCAUGUUGAGCUCCAUGUCAACCCUCGCCAGUUUCUUUGCCCAAUCUGCAAGUAUGCUGCGUCCAAGAAGUGCAACUUACAGUAUCACAUCAAGUCCAGACACCCGGGAAGCAGUGAUAUCUCGAUGGACGUGUCAAAGGUAAGACUGCGUGUCAAAAGGACUGACAUCGAUGAUGUUUCGCCAAAUGAGCUUGCGACUGAACAGGCUGGAACAAGGCGAAGUGAGGAAAAGCAGUUGGGAGAAUUGGAUGACGUUGAGUCAGGCCCCAUCAACCUCUCCAUUAAGAAAUCUAGUAAACCCACCUCUGCUGUGGAGACUGAGCUGACUGGCAAAACCUCGAAGAAAAAUAUAGAUAUCAUUGUGAAAGAAAAAUCUGGAAAGCCAAGCCAGCAACCCAACGAGAAAACUACAGAGAAAAAGGCCAUGGCGAAAAAUGAGGGGAAAGAGAAAACCGGUAAGAAGGUUAAAGGAAAGACUUUGGUGAAAGUUAUGGACAUUGCCUCGACACAAACAGAGGGCUGCAAUAACAAACAAGUUAAUAAAAAGGAGUUGAAGAAGGUAGAGAAAUCAAUCAAAUCUGUGGAGAAAGUAACGAAAGGUCGUCCUAAGAAAGAGAAGCCAUUAAAGGAGACCGCCAAUGAAGUUAUUGCAAAACGUCAACCCAUUGUUGAAGAGCAAAGGUUCGAUUUGGACAAAGAAAGAGUGGAGAAAGACCUUGUAGAUAAACAGCAGCAGCACAAAGACAAGGAAGAAAGAGAGCGGCUACAAAAGGAAAACCGAUUGCUGAAUGAUAAAGUGAAGGAGACCGAAGAGAAAGAAUGUGCAAAGGAUUGCAGGAAAUCUCCAACCAAGAAGCCAUGCAAGAGGCAGACAAAAUUGUCAAAGGUCAACAGUGAUACCCAGAGUAAAGAGGCAAUGAAAGAAGUCAGGACUAAACCAGUCAAAAGAAAAGCAGAGAACAUGAAUGAACUAGCGACUGAUUCUUCAGAAGCAACCUGCCCUUCAAAGCGGGUCAAGCGCACAAAGAAAGAUACAGCCAAGCCAUCAACAAGUUCUGGUGCUCCAGAGAGAAAUCGCACCAUACCUGAUGUUCUACAGGCCAUGAAGAGCAAAACCAAGAAUGCUGAGGCAAGUACAAACAAACCUGAGAGUUGUGUCAUUGAAACCGUGAAGACCGAUGAAGUCCCAGAGAAGCUAAGCCCUCCAGAAGCUGAAAAAGGGCUCACCACAGAAACACUGAAGGUGCUUACCCAACCAGACGAGCAGACACCUACUGAUGUGACCAAUCAAGGUGAUAGAAAUCACAAGGAGACCGCUGCUGUUUCAGAGGAACCCACAGUCUCGUGCGAUCCUCCCUCAGAACAACCUAAAGAAACCGAGAAUAAGAUCUCACAUGAACCAAAAGAAAUUCCAGAAGAAGACAGUGGAAGUGAGAUGCCGUCACCUACUGACAGCGAGAGCUCUCCAGGUUUCAGCCAACAGCAGCCUGUUUUCAGCUCAUCUCUUGAACUUCCUGGUCCGCCUGGUCACAAAUCCACGGAUGCAGAGGAUGACGAGGGUAUCCACAGUAAUGAUGGGGGAAGUGACAUCAGCGAUAGUGCCUCUGAAGGAAGCUACGACUCUGGUCUUAACGGACUGGCUGCUGCCACCGAGGGUGGAGAGAAACUUCCAGAGACUCCAACAGAAGAGCUCCCAUCUUCAACCAAACUGCUCAGUCACACGUGUAUCUUCUGUGACCGUACGUUUUCUUUAGAGAUGGACUACCGCCGCCACUUGAACCGCCAUUUAGUAAAUGUGUACUACUUGGAGGGGGCAGCUCAGGGUGACAAGUGAGGAGUAUCUUUUUUGUGUUCAAGGCAGUUUAUGAGGUUCUCAGAGACUUCCGAACUGAACAAAGCUUGUUCAGGUUGUAAAAAAAAUGAGGUUCCUGUCUGUUCUUGUUGGCUUUACGGCCCAUGACAGACGCCCACAUCAAUGCUUUCUAGUUUUUAGCUUGCCAUGACAUGAUGCAACAUGAAACGUCAAACUAAUAUAUUUCUUAUCACAGUAUUCCUUCAAUUCGAGAUUACAAUCCAUUGUAAACUUGUGGU